GAGGCGGGAGCGGGAGCGCGGCCGGCGGGGAGCGAGGGGGACACCGCCGUCACCUCAGGGCGCCAUGUUGGCGGCGGCGGCGCGGGGCCUCUGUGGGUCUCGCCUCAGUUCAUGGCUGCCCCAGGCGGUUCCGAGCCGAGGGAGUCACUGGCAGACAUCGCUGCUGGCGGCCCGGGCGUCUCUCCCCGUCAGAGCACAACCAAAAAAGAAGAAGAAAGUGGAUGUGAAGAAAGAGCAAGCCCAGAAGGAACGUAUGAAAAAGAAGAUUAGAAAGUUGGAAAAAGCUGCCCCAGAAAUGAUUCCAAUCGAGGAUUUUCAAACCCCACUGAAGUUCUCGGAUAGCACCAGGGUGCGGAGCCUCCCCCCUCUGUCACUGGAGGAGACGGAGAGAAGGGUGUUACUUCUGAAGAGGUGGUGUCUGUUCAAGCAGAACCACGACAAGGCGGAGAAGGCUGCCAUCCAGGCGCUGGUGGAGGCUCAGCAGGAGGCUCUGCGGGAGCUGCGCCUGGAGUCAGAGGAGCUGUUCCAGGCAGCCAUCCGCCGCGACACCGCGCUCUUCCCCUUCCAGAGGGAGGGACCUGACUAUACCCCCCCGCUGCCGGGGUACGACCCCCCGGAGGGGAAGUGUGUGGACAUCACCAAGGUGUACACGCAGUGAGGGAGGAGCGUGCUGCUCAUCGUGAGCUCCUCAGCUGACACGGGGAGGAGAGAGUGGAACAGGAAUAAACAAUUCCUUCUGCGGGUUAAAAUACUGUAGGUGGGGGACUGUGGGACUGUAAAAACGUACCAAUGAUGUAUCUGUGUGUUUGGGGUUUUAAACGGCUCUCUGGGCAGUGAGACACCCACCAGCACCACCCUGCCCUACGCUGGGGCCCUGCGAGAACAAGACCAAGAGCUGGCGUUUCAUGGAGCAUUUUCUCUUUCUGGGCUCGUAUCUCUCCUCCCUUCACAUGCUCCCAAGAAACUGCCUUUUUUUUUUUUUGUUCUUCAUAAACCCUAACCCAGAAGAUCCCUGUGCUGUGAGGAACGGAUGGCCUGUCUGUGCUGGAAGGGAGGCAGCAGCUGACUCUCUGCCUUUCUGGGCAAAGCAGGGAAGUGUUUUUGCAUCUAAGAGGGAAAAGAGAUGGGAAAUAUACUGUGACAAAGCCAAAA
Molecule: messenger RNA, 1152 nt
Organism: Calidris pugnax (ruff)
Lineage: Eukaryota; Metazoa; Chordata; Aves; Charadriiformes; Scolopacidae
Gene: MRPL40
Product: mitochondrial ribosomal protein L40
Exons: 5
Coding region: 65-658 (197 amino acids)
Cellular component (GO): mitochondrial large ribosomal subunit; mitochondrial ribosome
Source: RefSeq, a predicted model, not a curated record